Molecule: messenger RNA, 207 nt
Organism: Coprinopsis cinerea okayama7#130
Lineage: Eukaryota; Fungi; Basidiomycota; Agaricomycetes; Agaricales; Psathyrellaceae
Exons: 1
Coding region: 1-207 (68 amino acids)
Source: RefSeq, a predicted model, not a curated record
AUGGAGGCACCGCUCAACCCGCCAGUUCGCAUUCAAGCCGUCUCAUCGGUUCCCAUCUCCGUCAAAGCGACUGAAAAACACAUCGCCGCCUUUUUGGACGAUUUUCAGAUGAGGAGUGCGGCGAGUUUGGGAGGGAAUACCGCUGUUACGGUUCAACUCAAGAAACUCAAGGAGGCGCUGUAUGAGGAGAGGAAAUCUAAGGAUUGA